AUGUGGCACGUCACUAAUACCUCCACUAUCCGCAGGUUCAACUACAUUAGCCAAGCCCACCCCGAGAUUCAGGCCGAAGCCAAGGCCGCCGAAGCUGCCAGGAAGGCCAAGAUUGCUGCCGGUAGCAAGGCUGGCGGUAACUUCGAUCUCGCCCUCCAGAAUGCCGACCAGGGCGUGGUCACGCGAUUCCUUCCCGAGCCUUCGGGCUACCUUCACAUCGGACACGCCAAGGCCGCCCUCCUUAGCGACUACUUCGCCCACGAGGCUUACAAGGGCCAACUGCGUCUGCGCCUCGACGACACGAACCCUUCAAAAGAGAGCGAGGAGUUCCAGGACUCCAUCGUUGAGGACCUCGCCCUCAUGGGCAUCACCCCCGACACUCUCACCUACACUUCCGACUACUUUGACUACCUCCACGACAUGUGCAAGCGCCUGAUCACCGAGGGACAUGCCUACUCCGACGAUACCGACCAGGAGACCAUGAAGGCCCAGCGUAUGGAUGGCAUCGAGUCCAAGUGCCGCAACCGAACGAUCGAGGAGAACCUCCGCAUCUUUGAGGAGAUGAAGCUUGGUUCGGCUGAGGGUGUCAAGAACUGCAUUCGUGCCAAGGUCUCUGUGGACAACCCCAACAAGGCCAUGCGCGACCCCGUCAUCUACCGUUGCAACAUUGAGCACAAGCACCACCGAACUGGCGACAAGUGGAAGGCUUACCCCACCUACGACCUCGCCUGCCCUCUGGUCGACUCCAAGGAGGGUGUCACCCAUGCGCUGAGAUCCACAGAGUACACCGACCGCAACCCUCUGUAUCAGUGGUUCAUCGACACCUUGAAGAUCCGUCAGGUCUACAUGUGGGAUUUCUCGCGCAUCAACUUUGUGAGGACCCUCAUGUCCAAGCGCAAGCUUGCUUCUCUUGUCAACGCCGGUACCGUCGACGGCUGGGAUGACCCUCGUUUCCCCACCAUCCGCGGCGUCCGCCGCCGUGGUCUGACCAUUCCUGCCUUGCGCGAGUUCAUCAUCAAGCAGGGCCCCAGCCGCAAUGUUGUCAACAUGGACUGGGCCAGCCUCUGGGCUCUGAACAAGAAGGUUAUCGACCCCAUUGCGCCCAGGCAUACGGCUCUUGUCGAGAAGGACAUCGUCAAGGUUACUCUAACUGGUGCCGAUGUGCCCGCCGAGCCGAGGACAGAGGAGCGCCCGAGCCACCCCAAGAACAAGGAGGUUGGAACCAAGAACAUCAUCUUCUCCAACGAACUCUACCUGGACCAGGCCGACGCCAAGACGCUCAAGCAGGGCGAGGAGAUCACCGCGAUGUCCUGGGGCAACAUUAUCAUCCGCGAGAUCACUGGCACCGACAGCGUCACCGCCAUUACGGCUGAGCUGAACCUCAAGGGUGACUUCAAGACGACCGAGAAGAAGGUGACCUGGCUGUCUGCCCAAGGCACCAAGCUUGUUCCGGCGGAGCUGUGGGACUUCGAUUACCUUCUCACCAAGGACAAGCUCGAGGAGGACGACAAGCUUGAGGACUUCCUGAACCCCGUCACCUCCACCAUGGAGCAGGCCCUUUGCGAUGAGGGCGUCGCUAAGCUGAAGAAGGACGACAUUAUUCAGCUCGAGCGCCGCGGUUUCUUCCGUGUGGAUAAGGGUCUGGCCGACGGCGGCAAGGUAGUACUAUUUGCCAUCCCCACGGGCAAGAAAUAA
This is a messenger RNA of Verticillium nonalfalfae, 1695 nucleotides long. RefSeq lists its product as uncharacterized. The transcript has a single exon. NCBI's taxonomy places the organism in Eukaryota, Fungi, Ascomycota, Sordariomycetes, Glomerellales, Plectosphaerellaceae. Gene Ontology annotation, biological process: translation; glutamyl-tRNA aminoacylation. The record is from RefSeq and is a predicted model, not a curated record. The coding region runs from base 1 to 1695 and encodes 564 amino acids. Gene Ontology annotation, cellular component: cytoplasm; methionyl glutamyl tRNA synthetase complex; cytosol. Gene Ontology annotation, molecular function: ATP binding; glutamate-tRNA ligase activity.